Tachysurus vachellii is the source of this 5404-nucleotide messenger RNA. RefSeq names its product OTU deubiquitinase 4 (gene otud4). NCBI's taxonomy places the organism in Eukaryota, Metazoa, Chordata, Actinopteri, Siluriformes, Bagridae. The transcript is spliced from 20 exons. The record is from RefSeq and is a predicted model, not a curated record. Bases 129 to 4007 code for a protein of 1292 amino acids. Gene Ontology annotation, molecular function: K63-linked deubiquitinase activity; cysteine-type deubiquitinase activity. Gene Ontology annotation, biological process: regulation of protein K48-linked deubiquitination; protein deubiquitination; negative regulation of toll-like receptor signaling pathway.
ACUCUCUCUCUCUCUCCCCGUCUCUCCGUGUGCCGGUUUUAUUUGUCUCACUGGUCAAUAUGUAGCACAGAUAUAUAAGAAUUUCCUCAUUUAAUCAGCCACAGAUUUUGACACUUUAUCGUCUCGUUAUGGAGAGUCGUGCAGGAGCGAACAUGCAGCAGAACGACGAGAAAAGUGUGGAGAAACUCAUGGACGAGCACCUGAGAGCGAACGGUCUCUGCCGCAAGAAGAUAGCCAAAGACGGCUCGUGUUUGUUCCGAGCCGUGGCUGAGCAGGUGCUACACUGUCAGAGUCUGCACACCAGGGUUCGGGCCGAGUGUGUGAAAUACCUCAGACAGAAACGGGACGUGUAUGAGUCGUUCAUCGAAGGUGAUUUUGAGGAAUACCUGCACACGCUUCAGGAUCCUCAGAGCUGGGUUGGACAAGUGGAAAUAAGUGCUCUGGCUGUUCUUUAUAAGCAUGAUUUCAUGAUUUACCAGCGGCCCGGCGAGCCUCCAGUGAACAUCACAGAGAACGGUUACCCUAAUAAGGUGUUGCUCUGCUUCCUGAACGGGAACCAUUACGACAGUGUUUACCCAAUACCUACUGUCAAAAAUGCUGCCUUGUGCCAGUCGAUCCUGUACGAGAUGCUGUACGAGCGUGUGUAUGGGGUGGACCAGAGUGUGUUAACGUCAAGCCUGAAGACAUCCAAAACAAAGAAUGAGACUGUGGAGACAGAGCAGUGUGAGAGCAGCGGGGACUCUGACCUGAACGACGGAGAUGAUUUCUGGUCCAGUGAAGCUACAGGCAGGAUGGCUGGUGUUAACAACAGGACAGCUUACAAGGGCCGUGGGCGUGGCCAAGCCAGAGGAGUAGGGCGUGGCUCACUGCAUCGUAAGGUGCAGGAAUCCCUGAACCCCGCCCUUUACAGGAACGUGGAGUAUGACGUGUGGAUGCGCUCAAAACGAGUUCAGCAGAGGAGGGAUUUCUGCAUGGCAGCCGGGAUGCAUUACAAGGCUGGAGACAAGUGUCAGGUACGAUUGAACACUACUGAUCGAUUCUACGGUGCCUACAUUCAGGACGUCAGCCCUGAUGACGGACCCGUCACUGUCUUCAUCGAGGAACUUGGAGAGAAACACACUGUUCCCCUCUGGAAUCUCCGCUCUUCUUCAGAAGAUUCCUGGUCCAAGGUGACGGAGAAAAGCAAAAAACAAACUACAUCCAGCAACAACGGGCCCACAGAGCACGAGACCAGACCUGGAAGGAAGCCCAUGAGGUCAGUUUCACAUGGUCCUACUGCAUCCUCAGGCUCCGCCCCUGGCAACCGCAUACAGCAUCAGCAUUCUUGGCCUCCGAAGAUCAGUGCAGAGCCUCAAUCGAUAGAAAAGAACGAUAGCAGCAGGAGGAGUGAUCAGGGCACAGGUAGUACGUGUGUGUCACCUGUAGAGAAAGAUGAACACGCACUGCUGGAGAUCCUGAACAAAGACGAGGAGAAUUUCCCGACACUCGAAGCCAGCUCACAGGCUGCUAGUGCUGAGAGGAGUCGAAGAGCUGAGAAGAAAGGCUCACGGAAGAAAGCUCCUGCAGAUACCAAAGAGCAAUCUCUGAACCCUGUUCCCAAAGAAGAAAGAGGAAAACAGUCAACAAAGAAAGCGUCAGUGGACGAAGACCAAAGAAUAACUCCUCCUCCCAAAGAGGAUCUUAACCCUUCACCUGCUAGUACCUUAUCUGCCCCUUCAGCUUCAAAGUCCUCAAAAGCCGCCCCUUCAUCCACAGCACCCGCACGAGUUCCCUACAAAACAUCAUCUUUGUCUGCUCGCAUUUAUUCCGUUAAUUCUAAGUCUGAUUCUGGUUUAUCUACAAAAUCCACAGAUUCUUUACAGACUACCCCUGUACAGUCUCCAACUGGCCCUGCACCAUCUUUAAGACCGGGGGCUUCUUUACAGACUACCCCUGUACAGUCUCCAACUGGCCCUGCACCAUCUUUAAGACCGGGGGCUUCUUUACAGACUGCCCCCAUUCAGUAUCAAACUGCUCAUGCUCCAUCUUCAACACCCACAGUUGAAGCUCAAGCUGCCCUUGACACCUCUAAAGUGAUCCCAUUAUCUUCUAAGACUACCCUCGCUCAACCACAAACUCUCCCUUCUCUUGUCACAACUAUAUCUUCCCCAGUAUCCUCUCAGUGUACUCCAACUCUUUGUUUAACUGUCCCCAAACCCAUCGCCGUGACGACUAAUUCAUUUCCCCAGAACACUUCUCAAACAAUUCAAUCCCAAGUCUCAGAUCUGACUGCCACAAUAACUACCCCUGUGCCCCUGGACCAUGUUCCAGAACCUACCACCACUACUACUAUUCUUUCCCAAACGACCACGAUACCCUUAUCUCCAGACAAACCUCCCCCGAUCACCGUAUCUACUCAAUUAUUUACCCCUUCCUCCUCUCAAACUGCUCCUGCACCCACUCAUGCCUUUUCCCAAACUACGUCAGCAGCCAGUCCUGUCUCUGUCCCAUCUCAGAUUACUUCUGCUGCUGAAGUCCCCGUUUCAACAGAUCUUUCUGCUGCCUCAAAAUCGCAACCUUAUUCAGCUGGUGUACCCAUUCCUGUUCAUGCCCCCCAUUCUAUUACUCCUCCUGCUCUACCAACCCCUUUUCCUGCCCCCUCUUACCCUGUUGGGUUUGGUACUCCUCUGCCUUAUCCACCAUACCCCCCAUAUCCUGCGUGUGUGCCAUCUUUAUCUCCAAAAGCAUCCGCUCCCAUGACAGAUCCCUGUCUUCCUCCUGCCAUCCCAACUCCACCUUUCUCUCAUUCUGCCGAUUCCUACCUGUACGAACCUGCAGUCCCAACCGCUACAGCAGGCGCUGGAAGUGCCUUGUUGCCCGAUGCCCCACCACAGCACUCCGUCACACUCGCGCAGCUCUGCCAAGACAUGCUUUACCCCGGUUUUCCUCAGAACGAACACGACGAAUAUGUUCAGCUCCCGUCGUUUUCCCAGCACAGGAGCGGAAAAGACCUGCCAACAGACACAAGGGUCCUUAGAUUCUUCUUUAACCUUGGACUUAAGGCCUACUUGUAUCAGAUGUUGCCCCCAGUUACCUACCUGGCACCACUGGUUCAAGCCUACCACCACAUGCAGCUUAAAGUCUCUCCUUCUCCUGUAUCCUGGCAACCAGACACCAACUCUAGACCAAUUUUUUCCUCCCCCAACCCUUCCCUAGCUAUGAGCGCCCCUGUCAGUCAUUUUGAAGUAAGGGGUGUGGUUCGGACCCCUUCUCCAAUGGAAGGUGGGGUGUUCAGCCAUCCUUCACUGCCUCUGCAGAUGCCGUUGCCUCUUGCCUCCCAUCCCAAUGUAUAUGCAGGUAUGUGUCCAGUUACCCCCACUUGUCCACCACUACAGUAUUCUGCCCUUCCACCCUCUAUAGGGCCUCAGCAUCUCCCUGUAUCCCCUCCCCAACAAUAUAGUAUGGAUAACCCCAUGACAACAGCGGCACCAAUAACGGAAGGAGCUCAGGGGGAUCGAAGGUCUUUGACUCCACAAGCAGAAAAAACAUUUUGGGCCGGUCAACAACAUUCGGAGGGUAGAGACGUCAAGCGAGGGGCUGUCCCUGUUACCAUGGAGAUACAGCACAGUAGUGGUCCUCAAGCAGGUGUGAGUGGAGGGGAGCUAAGUAAAGGGCCAAAUUCUGUGACGCUGGCCAAUGGGAACAGACAAGCAAAGGGAGGAGGUUUCUCAGGAUCUUCGCUGGAAAAUUGUGAGCGAGAGCAGGAGGAGUUCAGUGACACAGACGUCAUAACAAGGCAGAGCUACCAAAGUCAGUCGUACAAAUCCGGAAAUAGGCGUGGCCAGGAUGACAGAGGAGGGUUCAGGGGGCGUGGCUCACGUGGAAGAAGAGAGAUAGGAUUGGUGAGACAUGACGGGCAAUUGCCUUACCACAGAGGGUCCGGUGGCAGGAACAGAGGACGAGGCUACAAUAAUACCAGAGUGACAGGAUACACAAGCAGGCAGUUGACACCUGCACCUGAAAGCUGACAAUCGCUCGUUUCCUUUGCUAUCAGUUCUCUCGGAUUCGGGAACCUGUUCAUUUUUAAAACUUUCUUUUACUAAUUUAAAAUUAUUUCUCCACUUCGUCUUCCCAGACCGGCACGUCCACGCUGUAUCGAUAUGUUUCAGUUUAUAUUAAAGGUAAUAAAAGCUUGAACCUGUACGAGAUUUUUCUCCAAGUGGGGAGAAAAAUAUUUAGGAGGACGCUAAAUAUGCACCUUUAUCUCUCAGCUGAACGUCACUGACUUCGCACUGUACGUUUAUCUCACUGAGGAUUUGUAAUGAUCGAAGCUGCACGUGAAAUCUCGCUUAUGAGCUUUUGUUUACUGUUUGUUUCAGCCUUAUAGGUGAGUUCAUGGGCUAUUUCGAUCAGUCGUGUAAAAGGAAAUUAGCAUAACUCCAAGAUCCUGCUUUUAAAAACAGAUUUAUACUGUUGGUUUUGUGUCAAAUGACCCCUUUCACGACAACAAUUUGCCGCCUCCAAAUGUUGUCCAUCGACUAAUCCAAGAUCCCGCAUUGUUUAUUUGAAGAAAAGCAUUUUAUGCUAAAUUCCCUCUGUAACCAUAAAAACCCAGUAUCCGCUUACUAACUGGUCUAAAUAGCUCUUUAGAUUAGAUUUAUUAUUAUCAGUGAUGCACAUGUAAUAAGGUUUGAUGUAACUUGGGUGAUGAAGCAGUUGUUGGUCUUCACUGUAGUUUAGGAUGCAGGAGAAUAUGAGCUGCUGUGUUAAGCCACGGUUAUAGACGUCUCACGUACCGGUCGAUACAAUCGUACACGUUACGCUUAUGUGAAAUAUUUUCAUUUCCUGUAUCUUCAAACAUGAACUAAACCGAACCGUGUAACCGAACACUGGAACGUUACGAGGGCCGUCGUCUGGAACAACCAGCUUCACGCCUUCUAAAGACGUUUUGUCUAAAUCUGUUCUUUCGCCCGAAUGUCCAGGACAUCCUGAACGGAGUUUACGUGUUUCCAAUUUGUAUUUGCGAGUGAAUUUUAACGCUAUUGUCUGUACACUGUAGUAAUCUGUCACCUUACGAUGCACUUUUGUUUCUGAGCCUGUCGGACUUCAGGAAACACGGAUCUGUGUGAUGAUGCUGAGGUCUGAAUUAAAGCCUGACGACAGCAUCUCUCUCUCUCUCUCUCUCAUAUCUGCUGAAAGUGUGAUGUUUGGUCAGUUCUCGUGUAGUGCCUUAGACUUUAUUUGAGGAGUUCCUCAGUUCUCGUUCGUUUGUUAAUGCACUUGUGACGUCGUGUGCCUUCGAAACAAUGUGUUUGAGCGUUUUUUUUUUUUUUAAAUCGAGUGCCUAUUUAUCACAACCAAAGAUGCAACUGGAUGCAAUUUUGAUACAAAACAUUAAUAAAGAGAUAUCUGCUUUUCUCAGAGG